CCUGCACACUGUGUGUGUGUGUGUGUGUGUGUGUGUUCCAUGCUGGUCCUGACAGCUCAGUGUGUUCUGAGUGACCUGCUGUAACCCAUAUUUCUAGAAUGAUCACCACCGAGAGCUUUCUUUAGGCUUCGACGUUUGACCUAUGGUCAGUUCUGUAACGCUGCACGGGACAGUAUGGGAUGGAGCUGGAGCUCCACCGUGGAUCGGUUUCAGAAAGCUGUGCUGAGUCCAGCACCUUAGCGCGUGUGUGUAUAUAUAAGCGUGUGUGUGUUUGUACGAUCAGCUGUAAUUGACCCGUCUUAGGUUCAGAGUCCUCUCCGCACUUAUCUUUGUAGCCUGGAAUGGCUGCCACUCCGUCGCCGCUGAAAGUCGGCCAUCUUGUUUCCAUCAGUUCAUCCGCUGUCUGGAAGAAUCCAAUAUUUAGACCAACAACGUGCACUUGUUUAUAAAUGUGUGUGUGUGUGCGCGAGUAUGGACGAGACAUAUACAUACACCUACAUCCCCCUGAAGACCAAUCAUCUGCUCACACACACACACACACACACACUCCCCUCUCAGCCCUUUACCCUUGUACAGUGUGUUACAUGGAAGUAAACACUGUGUGUGUGUGUGUGUUUGUGUGUGUGUGUGUGUGUGUGUGUGUGUGUGUGUGCUUGCACUGUUUUCCUCCAACACGAGCUAAAUAAAGGAGUUUAUGACCCAGAUGACUGGUUAGAAGAGGAAACUGCCAAAAUAAACUCUCCCACAUGUGACCUAGAGACCAAGCACUUAGGAAAAAGGGGGCGUGUCCUAACCUGCUGCUUUGAAGUGAAUGUUCUUCCUGAACUUGUGAUCUUGUGAUUAACAGUUCGGCGUGUAUAUGGAAUGCCCUGCUCAGGAUGCAGCCCUCGAGCGACCCAUCAGGAGCCCUGCAGGGGCGUGAUUGGCCACUGGCCGGGUCUGGGCGGAGCUUGAGGGUAGACAUCAUCAUCGGUUUGUUUUGUUCAACACUUCAUUGACACUCCGCCCCUUUGGCCUUUGUUCUCCUCCUGAGUAGGAAUGCUGUUGUUGCGUCACACGAGCAGCGUCGGAGACGGCCGGACUCACGGGCUAGUCUCAGGGCCAGAGGGCAGAGGUCAACACGGGUGGACGCGGAACGAGCAGGCACACGUGCGUCGUGCUUCAAGGCAUUAUGGGAAACAUAGUAUGCCGAUGCUAAAGCGGACCUCCGGGAUCUAAAGAUCUAAGUGCUGCUUUUUUUUUCUUCUUUUUUUUCCGCUCUGUUGAACUCUGCAGAACUUUUUAGGACUUUUUCAGUAUAAGUAUAUACGUAAAAUACCGUGCAAGGAAGAAAGCAACAUCGCCAUGCGUCAUAUCCACGUGGAGCUGGUCCGGAAGGAGGCUCAGGCCGGAGAUCUGCCGCCGCCCAGCGACCCGCAGGUGACCUUCGACCCCCAGCCAAGACCGUUGAACCAGGAAGAGCUGCGGCUGCAGAAGGUUUAUCAACUAUCCAUCUUUUCCCAGAGAGGAGGGUUUAAAGGGGGUACGAAGCGCGCAUUAGACAAAGCCUCGGACCCAGUUGUCGCCCCCAAACGCCUCCUUCAGGACGAGGAAGAUGAAGAAGACGACGACGACGAAAUGGAAGGCGAGGUGCUGUGUGGAAGAGGCUCCUCCCCCUUGCUACCGCCUCUCCCCGCAAAAGACGCUUUUGCCCCGCUGUCACCCAAAUCGCCCCCUAUGGUGGACCCUCACCUGCCCCCUACUGCCCCGCUGGAGCCCCCGCAGUCUUCACGUCUGCCCUUAACCCCCGUAGAGGCUGUGGAGUGGGGGGUGGAGCUCGAAAAGACUCCACCCCCGUCAGAAAGACAGCCCCACCCACCGUCGCCGCCUUCCUGCUCCAACGGGUCGAGUUCUUCAGACAGGAGUGGUGAAGUGAAGAGGAAGAAGCUGCUGUCGUUCAGUGACGUUGGAGACUCGUGCUCUGAGGACGAAGGACCUUCCACGUCCAAGCGCUGCCGUCUGGCGCUGACCCCCGGGAUCGGACUGGCACCGGGACGCAGCACCGACUCCAAGGCUGCCCCCUACUGGACACACCUCCUACCCACAACCAGAGAACAGGGCAAAAGCUCGGCUGAGUGUUCCCGAUCAUCACAGAGGCUAAAGGCCAGCGCUCGCCUCAAAUCUCGUCAGCUGCGCAGUGGCAGGCGCACCGACACCGGCCGCUCGUCCGGUUCAUCGUUAGCUGUUAGCAGGUCACUUCUGGGAAAUUUUGAGGAGUCCAUCCUGAAGGGUCGGUUCUCUCCAUCAGGACGGAUCGAGGGUUUCACAGCUGAGAUUGGGGCGAGCGGAUCGUACUGCCCCAAACAUGCCACUCUACCUGUACAGGUGACCUACUACGACACGUCCGAGCACAGCGCGCCCUCGCCCUUCCUGGGUGUGAUCUCACUGGAGCCCCUGGGAAAGAAAGGAUACAGUGUACCUAAAGCAGGGACCAUUCAAGUGACCUUAUUCAACCCCAAUAAGACUGUGGUGAAGAUGUUCCUGGUGACCUACAACUUUGGGGACAUGCCUGUCAAUCACAUGACCUUCCUGCGCCAUCGAAUUUUCCUGGUGCCUGUGGAGGAAGAGGUGGAGUCAGGGGCGAGGACGGAAAGCUCCACCUCCGACAGGAAGAAGAUUCUAUGCUAUCUGAUACACCUUAGAUUCCACAGCUCCAAAUCUGGAAAGAUCUACUUGCACAACGAUAUCCGGCUGCUAUUCUCCCGCAAAUCCAUUGAGGUGGACACGGGGAUCCCUUACGAACUCAAGUCCUUCACCGAGGUGCCAAGAAACCCCAAAUACUCCCCGCGAGUGUGACCCUGACAAGCUGCACGAUGGACUUGUAGGAAAAAAAAAUUAAAAAUUAAAAUCUUUCUGACUCGAGAACAGCGGAACCACACACACACUUGAUCUUGAACAUGCUCGCACACACACUCGCACACACUCGCACACAGGAUACACCAGAACGACGUAGCUUUGUGACUGAAGAGAGUUUUCCCCUAGACAGGAAAUGUGUUUUGCUCUUCCUAAGCCCCGCCCACUUGAGACUGUCGACCAGUCGCAGCCAGGCACGCUCACCUGGUCGGCCAAUCGGACCGGGUGUCUGCUUGUAGGAGUGGAGGAAGGAGGACUGUAGGGAGUCUGUAAGUGGAUUCGGGACGUGGCCUACAGACUCGUUUCUGAUUUCUUGUCAUCUGUAACGCCACUCGAUUACCAGAGCAGCUUCAGAGAAGGAACUCGAGCAACAAACAAGGAGCUCGUAUGGAGGGGAACCGGACUCGGGAUCUAAUAUCGGAAUGUAGACGGAGAGGAGGACAUUUUAACUAACUGUGUUAGCAUUAACAAAAUGUAUCGGGAGCGCAGGACGCUACAAAACCGGACUCGAGCAGGAAUUGCCACCUGCAGGCCGGCUUUAGUACUGCAACAACAUUAAUAACAAAGGCCUUUAAAUAAUAACAGUGGCACUAUAUAAAUACGCCAAAUGUCAUGUAGCAAGCUGAGUUUGGGAUUCAGCUACAACAACACGGCUUUACUGUUACACAACUUGUUCACUAAAGCCCCAGUGUACACUCACAGUCCUCUACAGGCCGGUGUUAGUACUGUGACCACAAUACGUAUUUUGUCUUUGAUUAUGGUUUAAGCUAGCAAGCUGGAUAAAGCAGUUUGUUUUGAGGUGACUAUUUAAAAAAAAAAAAAAGUCAGUAAACUCUGAGAAUGUUAAUUUGGACUUUUCCUGAUUAGGGAACUUUGUAUUUUGCCUUUAUAGAUUCAGAAAUCGCUGCCACCUUCAGGCUAGCUUUAAUACUGCACCACAAACAAAGGGCUUCGAAUAGCGACUUCGGUACUACGUAAAAACACGAAAUAAUAAUUUGUUUAGAGUUAGCGAACUCUGUGAUCUGUUUUGAUUUUUGUUGAUUGUUGCUUAUUGAGCAGAAUUUGAUGUUUAGAUCCAGUGGCUAAAUUUGACUUUCUUGAAAUGAUGGAAAUGAACGUGGAACUCUAAUCAGAACAGCUUUGGUACCGCGACCACAGCGGAGAAAUCGUAGCUCAAAACGUUUAACUCGCAGAGCGUUUGCAGACUCCGAGGGCAUCCGUUUUACAAUUUAUUUUUGCACAUAUUCUGAUCAUGAAUCUCCCUUUACAGUCAAACACUUCCAGCGACGCUACGUUACGACGCAACAACGCACGUUAGCUGAAAGUUAGCAGACUUUCUCAGCGCUCGGACUUUUCCCUACCAGACAGAGCCUUAACUCAAAUUCCAUCCCAUCCUUCCGUUUAAACAAUGCGCUCAUGGUCACUAACUCAAAAGUCCGAGUCCAGGCUGUUGUAGCGUCGGUGCCCCCUGCAGGACCCGAGCGGUAGUGUUUCAUUUAACUUCCUAACCACGAAAAAAAAAUUAUGAGUGAGUGUAAUAUGCUGCACACUUAGAGGGCUGUGUGUUAUUUUUUUUCUUCGGGAGGGAUAAAGUGUGGACUGGGAGGGAGGGAGGGAGGGUGUGG
Messenger RNA from Ictalurus furcatus (blue catfish), 4517 nucleotides. RefSeq names its product atos homolog protein B (gene atosb). Bases 1345 to 2835 code for a protein of 496 amino acids. NCBI's taxonomy places the organism in Eukaryota, Metazoa, Chordata, Actinopteri, Siluriformes, Ictaluridae. The record is from RefSeq and is a predicted model, not a curated record. The transcript is spliced from 9 exons.